Molecule: messenger RNA, 882 nt
Organism: Lactuca saligna
Lineage: Eukaryota; Viridiplantae; Streptophyta; Magnoliopsida; Asterales; Asteraceae
Source: the annotation of a GenBank genome assembly
AUGGUUACUUAUGAAUUACAAAUAUCUCUUCUACAGGUUGGUUUAUUUUAUGAAGAUGGAAGCCUUGUCGAGGCAAAAGGGAUCGGAAGAAAAAUACUCGAUAUGGUUUAUAAAACCUACGAAUCUGAAAUGGGUGGCAAAGGUUUUGCGUACGAUGGUCCGUUGGUGCUUUACCUGCAACUAAUCUCGAGUUCAAUGUCGUUCUGGAAAAUGCCGCAUCAAAUAGCCCAAGUGAAGGAGAAACCAAAAGAUCGAGGCGUGUGCCUCAAUCGAAGCAGUAUAAGAGGUUGUCUUCCGGUUAGACAAUGUUACUUUCAAAAUGAUUCAAGGAACUUCAUAAGCAUUGGAGGUGGUGUUGUGGGUUGCAAGGGGUUCCAUUCAAGUUUUCGUGCCACCCGAUAUGGGCUGAGUUUGAACAUGGAUGUAUCUACUACUAUGAUCAUCAAAUCAGGGAAAGUUAUGGAUUUCCUAUUUGAAAACCAAAACGUUCGCAGCUUAAGGGAGAUCGAUUGGAUCAAGGCAAAAAGAAUCCUCAAGAACCUUCGCGUCAAGACCUUACCCUCGAAUUUGGAGUAUAAGAUCAUUGGAUUGAGUGAGAAAACAUGUAGAGAACAGAGGUUUUCUUUGAAACAAAAGAAUCAAAGAGAUGGGUAUAGCCCAAGUGAAGCCAUUGACAUAACAAUGUUUCAAUACUAUGCUAAUUAUCGACAAAUACACCUUGAAUACUCUAUUGAUUGCCCAUGUCUUGAUGUUGGAAAACCUAAGAAACUAGUUUAUAUCCCUCUUGAGAUUGAUGGAGAUGGAGGCGAAACGUGUUGCAUGAGAAAAGGUUCAAGAAGCUUGGCAUCAAGGUACCUCAACAUUUAUUGGAGGUACUUAUAA